GACAGAUCUGUUGCUUCAUCUAAUUAACGUUCAUAAAACAUUGCAUUUAAGCAAUUUAUGUAUGUCAUUUUAAUUUGCUCCGGAAGUGAUAGACGUUAUAGAUAAUGAAACAAUUUCUUUUAUCUUUGUUGGUGUUGUAAUAAAUCAGAAACUUUUUAUUCAACAUCUUCUUCCAGUUGAAUUGAAUAUCUUCCUAUCCUCCUAUUUCCCAAAAUUAGAUCAAUUCUAUAUUCCAUUAAUUAAUGGACUCAUUAAAUUUGCCUAAAAGCAUAAAUGUUGAACAUUUUCAGGGAAAACGUUCCACAUCGGACCACAUACUUGAGGCGGCGAAUUAUAUAGAACACCUGCAGAAGAUUGUUAGGAAUUUGGAAGACAGGAGAGAAAAGUUAAAGAAGGCUUCAAAUUUAAGCAAUCUUGAUUAUACCGUAAGUGGUAGCUCGUCAACUAGUGACUCCUCGUCGUCAACAAUUGUGACAGUGAAGCAAUGCUUGGACGGCAUGGAGAUUUUGGUCAAAUGUGGUGUCGAGAGUGAAGGUUUUCGCCUUUCUAGGGUUCUUGAAGUAUUACUGCAAGAGGGGCUUAGCAUUGUGAACUGCAGCUGCACCAAAACUAAUACAAAUUUACUUCACACUAUCCGAACUGAGGUUGCCUCUCAGGCAAGGAUUGAUGUGCAUGUGAUCCAACAGAAACUCUCUGACAUAAGUUUCAGUUGACUCUCCAUUGCAAAAUCAAACGGUUCUAAUAGAGUGAAAUGGAAUAAAACGGUAGUAACCUUUAAAUUUUCUUUCCCCACCACCUACAGGUUUUUGCGAUCUUUAUUGAAAUAUGAAACCUUUAAAUUUUCUUUCAGUAGUAACUUUUAUUGGAAUAAAACGGUUCUAAUAGAGUGAAAUGGACCGGACAGCGAGAAUUCACAUAGUUAACUCUGACUAAACGCGGCGUAGUUGUUGUUGUUGUUUUAGUCUAACCUCUUUCAGUUCAGUUUUUAUUUAAUGUACGAAAAAAUAGUUGGAUUAAGUUUCUGGCAUAUGAAUUCAGAGAUUCCCGAACCCUCUUUUUUGUUGGGUAA
Messenger RNA from Nicotiana tabacum (common tobacco), 1069 nucleotides. Lineage: Eukaryota; Viridiplantae; Streptophyta; Magnoliopsida; Solanales; Solanaceae. The record is from RefSeq and is a predicted model, not a curated record.